AUGCAGCCGAUGGCGCUGUCGGAGCUGACGGGCGAUGACGACAUUCGACUUGCAAGGCUGGAGGAUCACAACGAACACGACACAACCCCCGUGCGGUUGAGCGAUAAUGAAACCAACUGGGAUACCAAAGAAGGCUGGGUGGUGGUGGCAGCCGGAUCAGCCAUUUUCUUCGUCUUCCUUGGCUUGAUUUAUUCCUACGGCAUUGUGCAGCUUCACCUCACCGAGUCGCGCCUUGCCAGCAUCUCGACAUUGUCCUUUAUCGGUUCCGUUGGGGCAGCCAUGUCGCCGCUUCUUGGCAUGAUUGUAGCGCGAAUCAUCAGGCUUGUAGGUUACAGGGUCACUGCCCUCAUCGGAAGCCUAUUCCUGGGACUUGGCGAAUUCACCGCAGGCUGGUCCACCAAGUCUGUGCCCGCCAUGUUUGUCACCCAGGGGUUCUUGUUUGGCAUAGGAUGCUCCAUGUUAUUCUUGCCUGCGGCCACAGUGCCAUCGUUGUGGUUCAAGAGGAAGCGAGGCCUGGCGACCGGUGUUGUCUUUGGCGGUGCUGGCAUUGGAUCUGCCGUCAUCUCCAUAUCCAUGGAAAAGCUGAUUGGAGUCGUGGGGCUCGAGUCGGCUUUGAAGAUUCUUGGAGCUCUUGCGUGGGCAAUUUGCAUCACGGCGUCGUACUUCCUGAAAGCGCCUGCUGGACGCGGACGCGCUGUUUCAAGCGUCCAAUGGCGUCUUUUCCGUAGCGUCAAGUUCAACAUGAUGCUCGUCAUGGGAGCAAUUGCCACGUUUCCUCUGUUUGUGCCCCCCUUCCUACUCCCACUUUACGUUGCGAAUAUCGGAUUUUCUGGCCAGGCCGCCGCUGCCGUUGUUGCAUGCUGGAACAUUGCCUCUGCCCUGGGCCGUAUUGGCAUGGGCUUUGGGGCAGACGCUUAUCUCGGUCCUGUAAACAGCCUGCUCCUCUCGCUCACUGUCAUUGGUGUUAGCGCUAUGGCACUCUGGCCAUUUGCGUCUUCACUGGGGCUUCUGGUCUUUUUUGCCGUCUUGAAUGGAAUCGGUUCUGGUGGCUUCUUCAGUCUAAUGCCUGUGGUUGUCGGAGCGGUUUUUGGAGACAGCCAACUUGCAAACGUCAUGUCUAUGCUGACAACUUCAUGGACUUUUGGGUACUUUAUGGGAUCGCCUAUCGCUGGCUACUUGUUGGAUGCUUAUGGUGGCGCAGAGGCUGGACUCGCCGCGUUUCGGCCCACGUUCUUUUACGCUGGGUCCUUGACACUUGCAAGUGCGGGUUUAAUUUUGGCAGUUCGCUUGAUGAUGAACAGGAAGAUGUUUGCCAGAGUGUAG
Molecule: messenger RNA, 1323 nt
Organism: Metarhizium acridum CQMa 102
Lineage: Eukaryota; Fungi; Ascomycota; Sordariomycetes; Hypocreales; Clavicipitaceae
Biological process (GO): transmembrane transport
Cellular component (GO): membrane
Molecular function (GO): transmembrane transporter activity
Source: RefSeq, a predicted model, not a curated record